This is a messenger RNA of Alosa sapidissima (American shad), 1225 nucleotides long. RefSeq names its product CMRF35-like molecule 8. Gene Ontology annotation, cellular component: plasma membrane. The transcript is spliced from 7 exons. Lineage: Eukaryota; Metazoa; Chordata; Actinopteri; Clupeiformes; Clupeidae. The record is from RefSeq and is a predicted model, not a curated record. Gene Ontology annotation, molecular function: transmembrane signaling receptor activity. Bases 1 to 915 code for a protein of 304 amino acids.
AUGAUAGAUAGUGUGUUACUGAGGGCACAGAAGAGAGGAAGAGGGAGAUUAUUGGACCAGAUAGUGGACCCACAGAGAGAGAGAGUAUCUCUGAAGUACAAGAACAACAACAACUUCUUCAGUGUGACCAUCCAUAAACUGACUUUAAAGGAUGCUGGGACCUACUGGUGUGGAGUUGACACGAGGGGACCAGAUUUAUAUUACACCAAAGUGAACCUUGAAGUAGGUAUGUCAUAUACACAUCUGAUCAUGUUCCUGUUGGUCCCAAAGUCACCACUUAGGGCACCACAGCCAUUGCUAGCAGCAUUUCAGUGGCUACCCGUGUUGCAACUUCCACACAGCCAUCUGAGAACACAGCAAGGGAACCAGAAUCGACAUCUGAGUCCGAUCAUGCCACACACAUUCAGUCUGAUCCCACAUCAGGUGCAUCAGGUGGUCUUGUGUACAUCGGUGCUGGUCUGGCUGUGGUGGUGUUUAUGUUGGUCCUCAGCCUCUUCAUGCUCUACAAACAGAAGACCAGAAGCAGGAAGGCAUCAGCCCUCCCUGUUGGACAAAAACCUAACCACAGCUCAGGAAAUACCCAACAGUGUCCACUAUGCUGAGGUCACAAUCAGCCCCGGUAACCACACCUCCAGACACGCCCCUUUCAGCACAGAUCCUUCAGCCAUCUAUUCCAACGUCUCGUCACCGCCCAAUCAGAAUCCAGACUCAGUAGACUACUCCACAGUUCGCUUUGACCGAAGCGAGGAGUCUCUCCAGUACGCCACUGUGAGAUUCACUGACCCACCAGCAGGGGGAGACAAACAGGGAAGUACCUCAAGAGAUGAAAGAGAUGAUGCUGUGAUAUACUCGACAAUUAAUCAAGAUAGUCAAAGUGCAAAGUCUUGGAUUAACGUUUUUGAAAAUUGGGUAUGACUUUAAAGAGCUUUGUGGAGUUUUUAUUUAUGUAAAACAUUUCAAAUUGACCUAGAGAUAACAUAAUGUGGAGAAGCAACCAUUUUGACAUAAUGUCAAGGUCUGAGCUUUGUGUUGCCCAGAUAUCCACUAAAGCUUGCAUGCAACAAGCAUCAGUGUGGCUCUCUCUUCACAUCUCUUUAUUCUGUGUAGUGUAAGUCAAUAGGAGAGUGCCACCUUUGCCAUCUGCCACACACAUGUCUACCAAUAUUGUUCUAAUACAGUUAUUUUAUAUUGUGUUAUUGGCUCAAAAUAAAGAUAUUAUAUUUUG